CUCACAGAAGCAGGCGUCGACUACAAUGCGUUGAAUUUGGAUGUAAAAAUCAAUUCGGAUAUGAUAAUUACUAUAAAACAGUUACUGAUGUUCGCAGUGCAGAUCAGUUACGGCUUAGAAUAUCUCAGUCAGAAAGGCUUUGUGCAUCGUGAUGUGGCAGCGCGUAAUAUUUUAGUUCACGAAAAAAAGAAUGCAAAAAUUGGUGAUUUUGGCCUAUGUCGGUACAUCUACCGUGACAGCUCAAACUACAAGGGACGAGGUGGACGGCUGCCUGUUAAAUGGAUGAGCCCGGAAGCAAUCAAGCACUACGAAUUUACAACACAGUCUGAUGUGUUAGUUUUACUCAGUGGUGCAUUCGUUUUGACAUAUGUCCAGAAGAAGUUUUUCAAGCUUCAAGUCGUCUUGCCGAACAUAAUGUUUCUUUUUUUUUAA
Messenger RNA from Gongylonema pulchrum, 432 nucleotides. NCBI's taxonomy places the organism in Eukaryota, Metazoa, Nematoda, Chromadorea, Rhabditida, Gongylonematidae. The record is from the annotation of a GenBank genome assembly.